Messenger RNA from Striga asiatica, 519 nucleotides. NCBI's taxonomy places the organism in Eukaryota, Viridiplantae, Streptophyta, Magnoliopsida, Lamiales, Orobanchaceae. The record is from the annotation of a GenBank genome assembly.
AUGUUGCUUUUUGUGCGCCGAGCUGGGUCAUCGUCAAGCUUCUUGCCCGAAGACGGGACACAUACCUUUGUUGCUCGUGACCCCUUGUCCAAUCCCAAUGGUCCCUUGGACCAUGACCUUUUUCUACUGUGUGAAAGAGAAACAGUGAAGUUGCUAAGGAAUCAUCCGUGCCUUACUCUGUGGGUUGGAGGUAACGAACAAACUCCACGCGAUGAAGCUCUAGAAGAGGAUUUACGACUUCAUCCCCUUUUUGAAAGUUUUACCAGCUAUAACAAUUGCGUGGAAGAGAUUAACCUAAAAGUGAAGGACCCAAGCACAUAUUUGGAUGGAACUCGUGUUUACAUUAAAGGUCUUUGUGGGACGAAUUUUCUGAUGGGAAAGGGAGUUUUAAGGAUGGCCCUUAUAAAGUCCAAAACCCUGGGAACUUCCUCAGGACAAAUUUUCCAUUAUGGAUUCAAUCCUGAGGUUGGUUCUGUGGGGAUACCUGUGGCGGAUACCAUCCAGACUACAAUGCGCUGA